Molecule: messenger RNA, 4908 nt
Organism: Pediculus humanus corporis (human body louse)
Lineage: Eukaryota; Metazoa; Arthropoda; Insecta; Psocodea; Pediculidae
Exons: 12
Coding region: 1-4908 (1635 amino acids)
Biological process (GO): homophilic cell-cell adhesion; calcium-dependent cell-cell adhesion; cell morphogenesis
Cellular component (GO): catenin complex; adherens junction; plasma membrane
Molecular function (GO): cadherin binding; calcium ion binding
Source: RefSeq, a predicted model, not a curated record
AUGUCGAAAAGUAGUAUUAUUAUUAUUAUUAUUUUGUUUUGUUUGGGUAAAACGUUUGGAAAUUAUCCAGUUUUCGAUUACAGGACGAGAAUGAGAGUUUUGCUGGUACCAGCAGAUCUUCGUGCUGGUUCCGUCAUAUACAGAUUAAGAGGAUCGGAUCCAAAUUUUGAUUAUCCGUUAACUUUUAGCGUUGCAGACGAUGUCGGAAAGUCGAUAAUACGAAUCGAAAACAUGCCUUGCAAUCCGACUCACAGUUAUUGUCAAGCAAAUGUUUUUCUAAUAAAAAAAUUAGAACCCGAUCGCGUGUACGAUUUAAUAUUGAGUUUAAAAGAUACUUCCGGUUUGGAAACGAAAGUCGAUUCGACAAUAAGGGCAACAAGAUCAACGUGGCAUUUCGAAGAUAUAUUCCCGUAUGCUCCGACGAUGUUGGUCGUACCGGAAAGUACCAAAGUUGGAUCGAUAUUGGAUUAUGUACUUGCAAGAAAAAAUCCAACGAGUACUCAUCAUUCUUAUUUGGAACUUUGGGGUUCGGAAAAAUUUCGGAUAGUUCAAAAUUUAUCAACCAAAGAUGUCACCAACGGAUCAAUCAUACUCACUGGAGAAUUAGAUUUCGAAGAGAAAAACAUGUAUAAUUUACAUGUUUUUUGUUUGGAUCCUUUUACGAAAAGUACAGACGAUACGAGAAACGUAGCCGGAUUCCAACUCCCGGUCAUCGUGGAAGACGAUCAAGAUAAACCACCUGAAUUUAAUUCUAUACCACCGGUUACGAAAAUAAGUCACAAUUAUCAGGUAGGACAAAAAAUACUUCAGAUACAAGCUCAAGAUGGCGACAGAGGAAAUCCUCGACCUCUUAAAUACACUUUGGUCAACGACGGUACCGACGUCAGUUCAUUUUUUAACAUAAGCGAAAAAACAGGUGAAGUAUAUUUGGCGAGACCGGUAAAAGAUUUAUUAAACGUACGUCAACCGAUGAUAUUAACAGUCUCAGCCGAAGAAAUAAGAAAAAAUUCAUUUGAUCCUCCGCCAUUAUCAUCGACGACUCAAGUGGCUUUGGUUUUGGAUAAUGAUUUUUCCAACACUCCUCCUUAUUUCGAAAACGAACAGUUUUCUGCAAGACUACCGGAAAAUGCUCCUCAAGGUACGGCAGUUGUUUUCGGAGAACCAUAUUCGACUCUUGUCAGAGAUGAUGACGUAGGAAAAAAUGGCGUCUUUUCUUUAACGUUAGAAAAUAAUAACGGAACUUUUGAAAUUUCACCGAACGUCGGAGAACAAAAAGCUAAUUUUGUGAUUCGAGUUCGUAAUAACGAACUUUUAGACUACGAACAAAGAACUUAUGUUGUAUUUACGGUGGUAGCGAGAGAAGUCACACCUUCAAAAGAUUCAAUCAAACCAUUGGAAUCAAGAGCAAACGUAACAAUUUAUUUAGAUGAUCAAAAUGAUAAUCCGCCAGUUUUUCUACAGGAAAAAUACGAAGCUGAAAUCCCGGAAAAUGUUACUGCUGGUACCGUUAUCACACAGGUACAAGCCAAUGACGUAGACACAGGCGUCUUCGGAAAAGUAUUUUACACUAAUCUUCUGGGUAAUAUAAAUCAAUCUUUGACGAUAGAUUCAAUGUCGGGGAUUAUAACAGUUGCCACCAACAAUCACGGUUUCGACAGAGAAUCAGCCGAAGAAUAUCGUUUAUUGGUCGAAGCUAAAGAUAUGGAAGGUCGUGGAAAUAUGGCGACGGUUCCUCUAAUUAUAAAAUUAUUAGAUGUCAAUGAUGAAACUCCUCAAUUCGAAAAGCAAACUUUUGAAUUUAUUUUACAACCGAAUUUAAGAAAUUUUACGACUCGAGCUUUUGUUAAGGCAACGGAUAGAGAUGCGGAAAAACCCAACAACAUUGUCAGAUAUGAAAUAAUAAGUGGAAAUUAUGAUAAUAAUUUUAUACUUAACGAAAUAACGGGUGAAUUAUUUAUAAGAGGAAAACUAACGAGUAAUAAUUUAAGACAAUCCAAUUCGGAUGACACAUACUAUCCAGGUAGUGGUCCAGAUUCUGAUUCUAACGGUGAUGUACUUUCCGUCAUACCUCUAACGGUUAGAGCCUACGAUUUGGGUGUCCCACAUAGAUGGACACAUGCACAAGUUAGAAUUUAUCCACCUGAGAGUAGAGCGAGAAAUAUGGAUUUUAUCGUAUCCAGUUCGAACAAGGAUAGAAAAGCAAUCGAAGAUUUAUUGAGCCAAUUAACCGGAGGUCGUGUAAGCAUACAAGAUAUUAGACCGUAUACGGGUAGAGAAUCAGGUACGGAUUUGUCAUGGAAAGAUGGGCCGGCAGACGAGAAAAACAUCGUUUCCGCAACAGUUUUUUACGAUGGUAAAUCAUAUGUCGAUUUAAAUCAGGUCGAAAGAAAAUUAGCACGAAAUAAAACGAUGCAAGCCAUAGUGGAAGAAAAAGUAACGGAAUAUAAAAAUGAAAAUCGAGUUUUAUUUUGGUUGAUGAUGUUUUUCCUCAUACUUUUACUUCUCAUACUACUAUUUUUACUUCUUUGUUGCAUUUGGCAAGGUUGUUGCGUUUGUCCUUGUCUGGAUUACGAUGGUAGAACUGUCGUAUCACCAAUGGAAAAUAUUAAAUUUAUUGCACACGAAAGAAAUAAAAGACAAGAUGUUAAAAACUUACAAGGCGUGUCGUAUUAUGGAAGAAAAGAAGCAUGGAGUGGACGAAACGGAGAAAGAACAAUUCAUUACGAACAAAAUCCACAAAAAGAACAAAUAAUACGUCAUGUAAAAAUUGACGGUACGGAAAAUUUUGGAAAUACUGGUGCCACAUUCAGAUCUCAUACCAACGACGAAACCGGAGGCCCUAAUGUCAUAUACACCAAAGAUUUCAUUCGAACGAAUAACGAAAGAAAUCCGACGAUGGUUUUAGAAGAUGUUGAAAUCAAACCUUACAUAACGAAAACAAAGACAUUAAAAACUCUGGAUGACUUGCAAAGAUCGGGGAUUCACCUAAAUAUAAAUUCAGAUAAAGAAUUAGAUACGGAUUCGAUUAGGCGACAUGAAAUCGAACGUGAUUCGGAUUUAAAUAAAAGUUUUAGAAAAACCGAAAGAAUUCAUACGGAAAGAGAUGAUGAGUAUGAGAGAUCUGGACCGAACGUUAUAAGAGAAUACAAAUUGAUCUUAGAAAGACCGGAUGGUAAUAUUAACGACAUUCAAGUUGUCGGACAUGACGGUUCUGGGAGAGAACAUUAUUACAUCAAAGAUGGAAAUGCGGAAAUAUUGAGAUUGAUGUCGGCAGGAAACGAAGAUGAAAAAAAUGAGAUGAUUAUUAAAGAACCCGAAAGGGAAGUGAUAAAAAUCGACAAGGGAAAAGAUUUAAUAAUGAAAAAAUUUAUGGAAGAUCAAAAACAAUCGUCUGGUAGUACGUCGAGAGAAGAAUUCCGACAGGAAUUAUUACGUAGACUUCAAAAAGAAUUAGACGAUAGAAAUAUCGAGACUCCAUAUCAUCCGAGUAAUAUUUUAUUCGAGAAAAAUAUAAAACUUCGUGGUCCCAAAAUGAAAGACAUGGGAUCCAAUUACGAUUACGAUAACAGUUCGACAAGUUAUCAGUAUCAUAAUCAAGAAACUCAAAGUUUACCAGGACAAAUUGAAAUUUCGACACAAACAGAAAGAGACUGCGGAACUCAAACGGAAGAAUUAAUUAACCUUCGACCUCCGAGAAGAAAAGUACGAAGUGAUAAUGAAUUUUCCGACGGCGACGACGACGACGAAAGGCAAAAUUUCGACGAAGAAAAAGCCGUGGAAGCAUUGGAUCUUGGAAAAGGUUGGAUUCGUAGAGAAUCGAAAAGUUAUCGUACGAAAACCGUAAAAAGACAUAAAAUGAGGACUCCGAUAUUAGAAGAAGGAGAAGUUGAUACUUUGAUUAAAUACGACACGAGACCGGCAAUGUUUGAAAUGCCAGAUGCGGUAACAAAUGGCGUCGGUGGCUCUACAGCUGGUUACACCGAAAACAAAAGUAGCAUACUACGAAGAAGACGAAUGAAAGAAAAAAUAUUAGAUGAAAAAGGAACCGGAAACGAAGAUUAUUAUUCAUCCGAUGAUGAUGCUAAUCAUAAAACAACGAAUAAAACGAAUAGAAGAAGCAGAAGAGAUCUUUCGGAUGUGAAAAAAGAUGCGGAUAAAAUACCGAAAAAUUUGAGAACCGAGAGUUUAAAUAGAUUGUUCGAAGCCAUGCAAGAAAUGGGUGAAAGUGAAUUUCAAAAAAUUAAAAUGGAAACGAAAGAAAGAGCUGCGUCUCUCAAUAGAUUUUACAACGCGUUGGAAAAUUUCGAGGCAGGAACCGUUGAAAAAGAUGUUAAAAAAGCAACUUCCCUAAACAGUUUAAAAACUGACGAGAAAAAUACUAAUGAUGAUGGAAGUGCUAAAGAGGAUGAAAAUGUUGGUCGUACCGUCAUUGUUGAAGUACAACAAGAAAAACCUGAAAAUGAAAAACCAAAGGAAAUCCCCGAAGAAGAAAAACCAAAAGAAGAGGAUGAAAACGUUGAAAUUCAAACGGAAUCUCUCACCGUCGUCAACAACAACAACAACAACAGUAACAAAUCCAAUGACGAAAGCAUGCCCGAAUCGGAAAAAUCAGGAAAAACAAAAAAAUCAAAAUACAUGGAUUGGUACAACGAUUUAAAUCAUAAAAAAGUUAAAACGUCCAGAAGUAAAAGAGAUAAAAAGAAAGAAGACGAUCAAGAUUCCGGCAUAACGAUAUCUUCUUUACACAAACAUCCGGAUCAUGGGAAAAAAAGGACGAAAGGUGACGUCAUCGAUGGUAAAAGUAAAAGCGAACAACUUUUGGAAAAGAAAAGCGUUUUUACCAUUGCAUAUGACGGAGUGCAAACAAAAUCCAUAAGACCGGAAACGAAUUCAUCGGAAAAUCAAUAA